UUUAGUAUACAGGGCAGACUUUUUUAUUCUAAAAAACCAAAGAAGAUUCGGACCUAUGAAAGACGGGACUGACUCCUGAAUUUCCGCACAAUCGACGAUCGUCUAGUUAGCAAGUAGUUCGGUAGAACAAAUUAAUCUUGACUGUAACCAUGACAGACUUAAUAAAGCGUAUUUUGACGCUGUCUGGUUUGAUGGCCUCUCUUGCCUCGGCUCAGUUACCAUCAAACAAAAAUGGUUUCCUUCCCUCCCCUUUUUAUUUUUACAAUCCUGCAACGCUCCCGACCCUCGACUCUGCAACUGUCGGUAAUCCAACCUCUAAGCACGAUAUCACUUAUCACGAUUACCCUACAUCGACGCUGUUAGGAUCACACGUUGUAUUCCUAACAACUUGUCUGAAAGAUUUGAAAGAUUCGAACGAGAAAUUGGUACAAACGUCGAAACUUUUGGAGGAAAUAAAAAAUACGUCAACGAGUUCUAUCAUUGAAAAUGUUAAGAAUGAGUUGAACGGAAACACCCGACGUUUGGAGGAACUGGCGAAACAAUUUUCUAAAUCGAUUCAAGAUUUGAGCGAUGCCAGGACAAAAGUUGAAGCACUUACUUUAACAUCGGAGGAUACUAAACAACGUCUGACUGAAGCGAAUGUCGUGAUUGGAACUUUAAAAAACAAAAUCGGAGAUUUAACGGCGGAAUUGACAAAGAAUACUGCCGCCUCGUCGAUUGGAAAAAUCCCUACCUCGUGCGGGGACCUCCAGCAAAUUGGCCACAAAAAAAGCGGAUUGUUUUCCAUCAUGGGAAACAACAAAAUCGAAACCGUCUACUGCGAUUUCACUAAAUCUUCAAACGAUUCAGCUUUGCAAAAAUGGAUCGGAAAUGCGGGCGUUAAAUCUUUACCCGUCAUUUUCUAUGCUCAAAAAAAUAGUAAAUUCUCCACACAAGGUGUUCCUAUUCCAUUCGAACUGGAGAGACUCAACAUCGGUGGAGCCAUGAACGGGAAAACAGGAAAAUUCACAGCGCCACGCAACGGCGCUCUUGCAACUCGCGCUUCUGCUGAAGGUUAUUUAGAUGUGGCACUGAUGGUGAACGGUAAAGAAGUCGGAAGGGCCCAGUGUAAAUCCCAUGUAGGCAAUGAAUGGGAAACUCUAGCGCUCCAGUCGACGAUGGACCUCAAAGCGGAAGAUCAAGUUUGGUUGCAAAUUGUAGGAUUAAGCUCGAUUUUUUUGCACGACGAAAGUAACCAUUUUACUCACUUCAAUGGUUGGAUGCUUCAGGAAGAUAUUACUCCGUAG
This is a messenger RNA of Daphnia pulicaria, 1286 nucleotides long. RefSeq lists its product as uncharacterized. The transcript is spliced from 9 exons. The record is from RefSeq and is a predicted model, not a curated record. Gene Ontology annotation, molecular function: protein binding. NCBI's taxonomy places the organism in Eukaryota, Metazoa, Arthropoda, Branchiopoda, Diplostraca, Daphniidae. The coding region runs from base 150 to 1286 and encodes 378 amino acids.